AUGUCUGAAAUCAAAACUGAAGAACUCGCUUGCAUCUACUCCGGUCUUUUAUUACAAGAUGACGGUAUUGAAAUCACCGCUGAUAAAAUCAAAACCUUAUUAGAAGCUGCCAACAUCACUGUUGCUUCUCACUGGCCAGGUCUCUAUGCUCGUUCAUUAGCCAAAGUUAACAUUCCAGAAUUAUUAUUAAAUGCUGGUUCCUCAGGUGCCGCCGGUGCUGCCCCAGUUGCCGCUGCCACCAGCGCUGCUGCCCCAGCCGCCGCCGCCAAGAAAGAAACUAAAAAGGAAGAAGUUAAAAAGGAAGAAUCCGAUGACGAUAUGGGUAUGGGUUUAUUCGACUAA
Molecule: messenger RNA, 342 nt
Organism: Dictyostelium discoideum AX4
Lineage: Eukaryota; Evosea; Eumycetozoa; Dictyosteliales; Dictyosteliaceae
Gene: rplP1
Product: ribosomal acidic phosphoprotein P1
Exons: 2
Coding region: 1-342 (113 amino acids)
Source: RefSeq, a predicted model, not a curated record